AGAGCCAUGGACAGUAUCGAUCUGUUUUAGAAUUUUGACUAUAAAUAAACCGCCGCGGCUGCACACGCUCAAUCAUUUGUGGUUUAAGAGCUCAAGGUAUCAGACAUAUCAUAAGGAAGAUGUUAUUCAUUUUGGCCACCUGCCUGCUGGCUUACGCAGCCGGAGAUGUCUCGCAUUUGCCGCUGGAACUCCUGGAGCAGCAUCAUGAGCAUGGCUAUGGCUAUGACUACCCCAAGCCGGAGAUACCAUUUGUGAUUGCCCCGACGACGGAACCACCACCGCCGCCACCACCGACUUAUCUGCCACCCAAGCCAGUGCCCACCUACCUACCCCCUCCUCCAGCCACGACCACGACCACUACUACUACCACUACCACCACUCCCGCUCCCACUCCCGCACCCACUCCCGCUCCCACUCCCGCUCCCACCUACCUUCCACCUCCACCACCCCCACCGCCCACCACCACCACCACCACAACAACCACAACAACACCUGCACCCACGCCGGUGCCCACGUACCUACCACCCCCACCCCCACCACCACAACCGGAACCGGGUUACCACUACGAUGUGCCCGCCCAAGAGUUCACCUACUGAGCCAAAUCGCCUUCGAACUGAACAUGAAAGAUUUCCCCGGAUUAGUUUUGUUUUGAAUCGUUCCACUAGGCUUAGGUUUAUAUAAGGUUAAAUCCAUCUCAAUAAACGCUGUUUUGUUAACCC
Messenger RNA from Drosophila erecta, 719 nucleotides. Its product is annotated as extensin. The transcript has 2 exons. The record is from RefSeq and is a predicted model, not a curated record. The coding region runs from base 120 to 596 and encodes 158 amino acids. Lineage: Eukaryota; Metazoa; Arthropoda; Insecta; Diptera; Drosophilidae.